Messenger RNA from Ananas comosus (pineapple), 2994 nucleotides. RefSeq lists its product as uncharacterized. The coding region runs from base 936 to 2675 and encodes 579 amino acids. Gene Ontology annotation, molecular function: protein binding. The transcript has a single exon. The record is from RefSeq and is a predicted model, not a curated record. Lineage: Eukaryota; Viridiplantae; Streptophyta; Magnoliopsida; Poales; Bromeliaceae.
AUAGUGUUUUGUUUGGUUGGAGUAGUGAGGUGGGGUGGGAUUAGCUAACCCCACCCCCCAAAUUGAGUGUUUGGAAAUAACUUCGGGGUUAAGGGGUUAUUCCACCCCUUAACCCCGAACCAAAGGGAUGCUUAGGAAACUAGAGGGUACAAAUAUAAUCGACCUUUCUUUAACAGGAGGGAUCUGCAAUCGAUUUUAUUAACUUGUUUGUUGAGUAUAAGAUGGUAUAGCGGGAUAUAUGUCAGUGAAUUCUGGUACAAGCUGAAGAACCAACACCAGCAUCUGGUUUUUUUAGCUAAAUAACAGUACUCUUCAUGUGCAUAUUUCUGAAAGGAAGAACCAUGCCCAACAAAUCUUUUCUAGAGUGCCUGGAUCAGAUUCUAUAUUCUUCUUUUUAUUCCCAUUUAGGUGUACAUCGAACAUCAUUACAUUAUAACCAUAUAUUCAACUACAUAAAUUAGUUGGUAUACCUUCCAUGACAUUUCUUCUUUUUUACUCACAAAGUACUCGAGACAUUUUUCAUGAUCACACACAAUAAACAUCACUUCCACCAAUGAUCAACUCUUGAUGUUCCCACCCACCCUAUCAUCGUGGGCAUCCAGCUUCACCGGUAUUCCCAUCUGACCAAACUACCCUCCAUUAAUCUACCAUCCAAAAGGUUAACUCAGUAAAUUCGCAAAUACUAAUGUCAGAAUUCAGUUACCAAUUCAUGAGCUCAAGUCUAUCUCAGAGAAAAAAAAAAAAAAAGAAAAGAACUCAUGAGCCCAAGACCAUUGGAAGAUACAAAAGGCAGCAGGUCAUGCAUGGAUAGAAAUAGAACUAAUCAACAGUUGAGAAGGCAACAGGUAAGUUCCUCAACCGAGUGAAAACUCCAUCCCUUCUUUCUCAGUCUAUACUACCUCUAUCUUCAUGGAAAGAGAGAUAACUAUUUUCCCAUGAACUCAGAGAUGAAAGAAGCAAAGGAAGAAAGACUCGGCUUAUCAAUUGAACAUGAGACCAGCAUCUGGGAACUAUCCCAACUCUUGAACUCCUUGAUCUCCUCUAGCUACUCCGUCCGACGCUUCCCUGGUAAAUGGCAAUUGAUCCGAGACAAGCUCGAGCAGCUGACCUCUGGCUUAUGUGCAACUGCCGAUGUCAACAAUUUUGGCGACAAUCCUGCACUCUCUCUAUCUCUACAAUCACUUGUUUCAACAUUGAAUAACAUCCAAGUACUUAUUGAUCGAUGCAGCGAUGAAUCUUGUAGUGUUGGGAAGCUCCUUUUGAGGAGCGAUCUCGAUCUCAUCAGCUCCAAGCUAGACGUCCACAUCAAGCACUUAACAGAAAUAUGUGGUUCUGGGGUUCUUAUACAUAGCCAAGCAAUAGUCCCAGUAAGGCCUACUGCUGGUGCUACCCUAGACGAUAUGCGAUUCUAUCUGAAGGAUCUGUUCUUGAGGCUAAGGGUUGGGGACUCGGAUAUAAAAGCUCAGACCUUGGUUACUCUUCAUGAAGUUCUGUGCGAGGACGAGAAGUACAUAAAAAUUGUUGUGCUUGAAAAGGCUGAUUUUGUUAGCCUUCUCAUCAAUUUUCUUGAAUUUGGAGAUCUGAUCAUUCAAGAGGAGGCAGCUGGGGCCAUUUCACUGGUUGCGGAAUUCCGUUCAUACAGAGGAGUUCUAGUUACAGGUGGUGUUAUUGCCCCACUUCUUCGGGUUUUGGAGGUGGGAAGCAAAGUGGGGAAAGGAAAAGCAGCUCAAGCUUUGAGUAAUUUGACUGAGAAUUCGGACAAUGCAUGGUCGAUCUCUGCCCAUGGUGGUGUUACAGUACUGCUUAAAAUCUGCAGUAACGUUGGGAGCAGCAGUGACUUGAUUUCUUCAGCUUGUGGUGUAUUACGGAACCUUAGCAGAGUUGAGGAGAUAAAGAGGUUCAUGAUAGAAGAGGGAAUAGUUUCGAUUCUCGUAAAGCUCUUGGGACUGAAGGAAGAAGAGUGUCAGACUCGAGCAAUAAGAUUCUUGUAUGAAAUGGCUUUGGAGGAUGUUAGUUUCAAGCAAAUAGUAAUUAAUGCUGGGGUGCUUGAAUCACUCGUUCAUUUAUUAGAUCCUGAUUCUCCUUACUCAUUAAAGUCAAGAGAGGUUGCUCUCAGUGCUAUUGAAUUCUUCUACUUCUCUUCGACUACUUCGAUGAAUAUUUUGAUGGCCACUGCUUUCCUUGACUGGGUCCUUUUCUUUCUAAGAAAUGGUGAGAUUUCAAUCCAAGAAUCGGCAGUAAAAGCCGUGACUCAUCUUUGUAAGAUCUCUGAGGAGUACAAGAAGUCAAUGGGCAAAGCAGGGUUUAUGCCAGAGUUAGUAAGGUCGCUUGAAGCCAAAUCUUCCUUAGUCAGAGAAACUGCAGCCGAAGCACUCUGCAGUUUGAUCUCAAUUCAAUCAAAUCGUAAGGCUUUCAUUCAAGAUGACCACAAUGUCAACCAAGUCAUGCGAUUGCUUGAUCCAAACGAGGAGAAAUCAGCGACAACAAAGUGUUUUCUCUCUAUAUUGAUGUCCUUAACCGACAGCAACAGUGGAAGGAGAAAGAUCAUGGCUUCUGGGUAUAUUUGUCGUCUAGAAAAGUUAGCAGACUCUGGUAUUGUGGAUGCCAAGAAAAUCAUCAAGAAGCUUUCCGGUAACAGAUUUCGUAGCAUCCUGAAUGGAAUCUGGAGCCUGUGAGUUCUAUCCAUAGCUCAGAUCUGUAGUGCAUAUUUUGAGUUUUUUUCAAUUGUCUGCCAAUCCAUCAUUUGCUCCUUCUAAACUUGGCUUCUUUUUACCCUCAAAAGAUUUCUGUCAGCUUUCAGUGAAAUUUCCACGCUUCUUCCUACCAGUUUUGAGAAGCACAAAAGUACAGAUCUGCAUAUGUAUGUAUGAAUGUAUCUUUAAUAACAUUGUCCAUGUAAAACUAAUUAUGUGAUAUGUUGAAAGGGAAGCUAAGAAAACUAACAGGAAUUUUUUGCUUCUCUGGUUUAAUAAUCACCACGCCUUUUAUCAUAAA